Molecule: messenger RNA, 1137 nt
Organism: Neltuma alba
Lineage: Eukaryota; Viridiplantae; Streptophyta; Magnoliopsida; Fabales; Fabaceae
Product: probable protein kinase At2g41970
Exons: 7
Coding region: 40-1137 (365 amino acids)
Biological process (GO): protein phosphorylation
Molecular function (GO): ATP binding; protein tyrosine kinase activity
Source: RefSeq, a predicted model, not a curated record
AAUGGCUCUUUGAGACCCCUCCUUCAGCUACUUUAAAGAAUGAUGUGCUGCGGAGGAGCAGAGGAAGAGAUCGCUGGCCUACCUCCAAACCAAUCCACUGCACCACCAGGAGGGGUUAAUGCAUAUGGUGGCGGAGGAGGAGAGAGAGGAGAACUCAGGGGCAAUGUUGUCAAGACAGGCGGUCCACAGAGAGAUUUAUCGGUUGAGACACCAGCCAUUUCACUGGAAGAGCUGAAUAGUAUAACGGACAACUUUGGUUCCAAUGCUUUGAUUGGAGAAGGUUCCUACGGACGGGUUUUCUACGCAAAGUUAAGAAAUGGUCAGGAUGCAGCCAUCAAAAAGCUGGAUAACAGUUCUUCACCAGAACCAGACUCUGAUUUUACCGCACAGUUAUCUAUAGUUUCAAGACUAAAGCAUGAGCAUCUUUUGGAGUUGACGGGGUAUUGCCUCGAGGGAACCAACAGAAUUUUGGUCUAUCAGUACGCAAGCAAGGGCUCUCUGCAUGAUAUAUUGCAUGGAAGGAAAGGUGUACAGGGGGCUGAACCUGGUCCAACACUAAGGUGGAACCAAAGAGUAAAAAUUGCAUAUGGUGCAGCAAAAGGCCUUGAGUUUCUUCAUGAGAAGUGUCAACCGUCCAUAGUUCAUCGUGACGUGAGAUCAAGCAAUGUCUUAUUGUUCGAUGACUUCGAGUCCAAGAUUGCUGAUUUCAACUUGACAAACCAGAGUUCUGACACAGCGGCUCGGCUUCAUUCAACCAGGGUCUUAGGAACAUUUGGCUAUCAUGCUCCAGAGUAUGCCAUGACUGGCCAGAUUACCCAGAAAAGUGAUGUCUACAGUUUUGGAGUGGUGCUCUUAGAACUCCUAACAGGAAGAAAGCCAGUGGACCACACAAUGCCUAAGGGGCAACAAAGUCUAGUGACGUGGGCAACUCCAAGGCUGAGUGAGGACAAAGUGAAGCAGUGUGUGGAUCCGAAGCUAAACAGUGAAUACCCCCCAAAGGCCGUUGCUAAGUUGGCAGCAGUUGCGGCACUUUGUGUUCAGUAUGAAGCUGACUUCCGGCCAAAUAUGACAAUAGUGGCUAAGGCUCUUCAGCCACUUCUCAAUUCAAAGCCGGCUGGCUCUGAAUCCGGUGCUUGA